AUGAAUUCCACAAAAUCAGAAAUUCACUUCAGCAUUUUAACGGACGAGGAACAAGAUGAGCAUUUGGUCAAACAUAACGCGAGUCAUUUCAUAAAGGCUUUUCAACAACUAAAUGAGCUUCGUCGAGAUGGCGCUUUCUGCGACGUCUGUCUUAUCACAUCCGAAUCACGGCGUAUUUCUGUGCAUAAAUUGGUGCUUGCUGCGACUAUUCCCUAUUUUCGAGCCAUGUUUUCUGUGGACAUGAUGGAAGCAUCGAGUCCAGAAAUUCAUCUAAGAGAGAUCAGCUUUGAAACGUUAAACCAAAUGGUAACCUAUGCGUAUACGGGCGAACUUCGAAUCACUGCAUCGAAUGUGGAAAAUGUCAUGCUCGUAGCUAACUAUUUAGGCUUAUGUGACAUUGUAACUGAAUGCGCUACAUUUCUCGCUCCUCGUCUUCACGUCUCAAACGUGCUUGCCAUUGAUGCAUUUUGCCGCACAAUUGGAUGUAAAUCGAUUCUCGAGAAUAUUCGCUCAUACAUAAAUAGCAAUUUUGUUGCCGUCACGCAGAGUCAUCCUUUUUUGGAACUUUCUCUAGAGGAAAUUCAAGAGAUUUUGAUCAGAGAUGAGCUUUAUGUGGGCAGCGAAGAGAAUGUAUUCCAUGCGGCAAUUCGAUGGAUUGAAUUUGAUCAAUUGGAAAGAAGGCAACAUAUUUCAAAACUCCUCAGAUGUGUGCGCCUUUCUCAACUUUCUCCGUCAGUUCUCUCAGACACUAUUGCUAACCAUUCCCUCGUAAAGAACGAUCUAGCUUGUCGAGAUCUUAUUGAUGACGCUAAAGACUAUCACUUAAUGCCCGAGAGACGAGCCUUUUUAAAAAGUCGACGCUUUCGAGCGCGUAGUUAUGAAGAUGCACCCGGGAUAAUCGUCGCCGUCGGCGGAUCUAAUCAAAAAGAAACCGCUCAAACAACAGUGGAAAUGUACGAUCCACGAGUGAAAUUCUGGCAACCAAUCAAACCGAUGGGAGUACUCAGAACUAGAGUCGGUGUCACAUGUCACAAUGGAAAACUUUACGCAAUUGGUGGCUAUGAUGGAAAAGAGCGGUUGAAACUUGUCGAAGUUUACAACUACGAGAAAAACGACUGGAGUACGUUGGCUCCGCUUUUCAUUCGAAGAUCAGCGCCAUCAGCAGCUUUUCUCAAUGGUUUACUGUAUGUUUGUGGUGGACAUGAUGGAUCAAACAGUCUCGACAACGUUGAGAUUUAUCAUCCCGAGAAAAACGAAUGGAUGCAUGGUCCUCCUAUGAACUGUUCAAGAAGUACUGCUGGCAUUGUAUCGCUUGAUGGAUAUUUAUAUGUAAUUGGUGGACAUGACGGGAUCACUAUUUUCAACACAGUCGAAAGAUAUUGCCCAGAAAAGAAAGAAUGGGAAAAGAUGCCACCAUUACUCAAUAAAAGAUGUCGACUUGGUGCAACCGUAUUAAACAGAAAAAUCUAUGUCUGUGGCGGUUAUGAUGGAUCAAAUUUUCUUAGCAGUGUUGAAGUAUUUGAUCCAGUGCGCAAUGAGUGGAGUCCAGUUACCCCAAUGAUGAUUAAAAGAAGCAAUCUCUCAACAACGGUUGUUGGAAAGCAGCUUUAUGCUGUCGCUGGAUCCGAUGGUAUCUCGAAUUUGUCUUCAGUGGAAAUGUACAGUGAAGAAACCGAUGAAUGGUCGCUCGUCUCACCGAUGAUCGCUCAUGAAGGAGGUAGAAUGGCUGGUGCUGGGGAAUCGGCUAAAGAUUUUCUCAUCCGCUGCAUGCAAUUUGAUUCAAGCACUGGAAAAGAGGGAGAGUACUGUACUUUUUUGGCGUCCGUGCUUAGAGCCGAUGGUUGGGAGGUUCUCGAGCAAUUCAUUGGAGAUAACGAUCGACGAAAUCUUCUUGCAACAAGAGGACCAAUUAAUGAAGUGAAAGUUUUAUUGAAUACUCAUCUUGAUCAAGUUCCUCCAUACAUUCCACCCACCGAAGAUGAGAUCAAUGUUUAUGGACGUGCGAGUAAUGAGACAAAGGGCCAACUAUCGGCUAUUGUUCUGGCAGCUAACCGCUUUGCAAAAGAAUAUCCAGAAUUAAGUCAUAAGGUUGGCCUCCUUUUCGUUGUUGGCGAAGAAGUCGACCAUAUCGGAAUGAUUAAAGCAAAUGAGCUUGAUAUUUCUCCCGAUUAUAUGAUUGUUGGAGAGCCGACAGAGAGCGCUUUUGCCUCGAUUCAGAAAGGAGUUCUUAAAGUUCACGUAAAGACUCAAGGAAAAGCUGGACAUUCUGGUUAUCCACAUACAGGCACUAGCGCCAUUCACAAACUUCUCGACGUUCUUCAUGAUAUUAUGCAUCACAACUGGCCAAAAAGCGAUGUUCAUGGAGACACAACUCUAAAUGUUGGACUGAUCAAUGGGGGACAUGCUUUGAAUGCAUGGGCAGAGAAGGCUCAAGCAAGCAUUUUCUUCAGAGUCACCACUUCUGUGAAUGAUGUGAAAAGUCAAUUGGAAAAGAUUGUCGGCGAAAGAGCUGACUUGGACUACAGUUUGGGUGGAAACGAUCCGGUCACUUUUGCUGAACCACCAUUUCCAGCAAAGCGUUUAGCUUGCUCGUUUAACACGGAUCUUCCAUAUUAUAAGAAAAAGGAUCAGUUGAAAGGUGCUUUCAUGUAUGGAGCUGGUUCAAUUACGAAUGCUUUCUCAGCUGAUGAGUUCAUUCCGAUCGAUGAUUUAAACAAAGCAUUGGAAACCUACUAUCGCCUUCUUGUGACUCUUCUUCAUAAA
Molecule: messenger RNA, 2763 nt
Organism: Mesorhabditis belari
Lineage: Eukaryota; Metazoa; Nematoda; Chromadorea; Rhabditida; Rhabditidae
Source: the annotation of a GenBank genome assembly